AUGCCUCAACUUGACCCCUCCCCAUGAUUUCUCAUCUUAGCCCUCUCAUGAUCUGCCUUCUUAACAAUUAUCCCCGCAAAAUUAUUACGACACACCUCUCUCAAUACAAUUACUCAUCAACACGCACAAGAACGUCCAACUACCUCCUGAACCUGACCAUGGCAUUAA
Messenger RNA from Scatophagus argus, 168 nucleotides. The record is from the annotation of a RefSeq genome assembly. Lineage: Eukaryota; Metazoa; Chordata; Actinopteri; Scatophagidae.